GCUCUCCACCAUCUCUUAUGGACGGAAGUUAUCCAGCAGACGCGGAAAUUCCAGAGGAUCACUUAUACUACCAAAUUCAGCAUCAACAAACAAGAGGCAUAGGUUUUUUUGUGAAGUCUGGCUCUGAGUACGCCGACGAGGACGGCGACGGCGAGGACGAAUAUAAUUCCGAGCACUCCUCUAAAGACAGGAAGCCUUCUGGGAUCAAGAUUAAAAUAGUCAAACCUCACCAAUCCCCCGAACACGGACGGCAUCAACUUCAACCUGCCGACUUUGACCUAUUCUCUGAGAUGUCGGAACCCGCUACCCGAAGAACUCGUUCGGCGACGUCAGCUCUUAAACCAAAUGACCCAUACAGUCAGCGUCCUGUACGGGAGCUUCGCAGUCGGAAUAGGAACCGCGUCCCGGCAAGCGACGAGGAUUCUCAAUCUCAGCCAACCAUCGAGCCACGCUAUUCUCGCUCUGGGAGACCGAUUAUAGCAAAGUAUCAAGAUCUUAGUGAUGAUGAGGACGAGGAUGAUCUUUCCCGGAAGUCACUAGCACGAUCACAGACGCGAACUCGCCGGUCGCAGAGAUACGCGUCAAGGGGGGACGACUUCAUUGAGAGGGAUGAGGAUGAUGAUGGGGAUGUGCUGUCCGAUGCAGAAUAUGGUGUUCGUCGGUCUUCGCGAAGAGUCCAAUCUGCGGCUCCGUCUCGUACUGCAGCCCCUCAGCCCAAACGACCUUCCCGGGGAGCCCGUAAUCGAGGAAAGUCCAUCAAGAAUGACGAUGGCGAAGCAGAAUUCCAGUUGAGCCCAAAGGGUGAAGCUUCCGAUUCCGAUUUCGACCUGAGUCAUGUAGAUGAUGCACCAAUCACCUCGCUUUCACCCACACCACCUCCUCAGCAGACCACUCGAUCACGAAGAAUCUCCAUUCUAAGCUCCCCCCGUGGAUAUACCCUCCGACCACAAAGAAAAACCGUUAACUAUCAGAUCCCACCCCUCCUGGACAAUGACCAGCUUGCGAGCCUCCAGGCCGAAGUUAAGAAUGUCCGCAGCAACGUCAAGAGCAAGUCUCGCGUUGGGAAUACUUGGGACACCCUCAACCUUGCCGGCCCCCCGCCACUCGUGGAUGAUUCCGAUUCUGAUGAUCCUAAUGCGCAAGCGAUGAAAGCUAACCUUGCGGGAGGUGCAGGUAGUAGUGCAGGAGGGCUGAUAGGUACGGGGAGUUUCAAAAGCGGGACCGACAUAGCAGCUGCGGCGGGUGGCCCCGCAAACUUUGGAAAGAUUAGUAAAGACAGUGCGCUCGCCGACACGGAUCCACUAGGGCCGAACGUUAAUGUCACAUUUGACCAGGUCGGCGGCCUCGAUGACCACAUAGCCUCACUCAAAGAAAUGGUUUCUCUUCCCCUACUCUACCCCGAGAUUUUUCAACAGUUCAAAAUUACCCCCCGCGAGGCGUCUUAUUUCAUGACGCUUCUGGCCAGGGCGCUGGCAGCUAGUUCGAGAAGUGGAGGUAGAAAUAUAGCUUUCUUUAUGAGAAAGGGCGCCGAUAUUUUGUCAAAAUGGGUCGGAGAGGCUGAGCGGCAACUAAGGCUGCUUUUUGAUGAAGCAAGAAAUUGUCAGCCAAGCAUAAUCUUCUUUGACGAGAUCGAUGGUCUAGCACCCGUUCGGAGCAGUAAGCAAGACCAAAUUCAUGCUAGUAUCGUUUCGACACUCCUGGCUCUCAUGGAUGGUAUGGACGGACGAGGUCAAGUUAUUGUUAUAGGGGCCACCAACCGACCGGACGCUGUAGAUCCUGCUCUACGAAGACCGGGUCGUUUUGACCGUGAAUUCUAUUUCCCCUUGCCAGACCUUCGGGCGCGGAAGCAGAUUCUUCGAAUUCUCACUUCGGGAUGGAAAGGGUGGGAAAGGGACAGCGUGGAAGGGGAGAGAAUGCUUCAAGUAAUGGCUGAGGCAACGAAAGGUUAUGGUGGUGCUGAUCUUCGAGCUUUGGCGACAGAAGCGACCUUGAAUGCUGUGCAACGAACUUACCCGCAGAUAUACAAAUCCAGAGAUCGUCUGCUGGUAAACCCAGACAAUAUUCGUGUGCUCCCAAAGGACUUUAUGAUGUCUGUGAAAAAGCUCAUACCCUCGUCUAAAAGGUCCACGGCGUCUGCAGCAGCACCCCUCCCGAAACAGCUUAUUGCUCUUCUAGAUGGAACCCUUUCUCGUAUAAAAGAAUUUCUCUCACGAACGAUGCCAUCCAUCAAGGCUCGCAAUGCGUUGGAAGAGGCUGAAUGGGAAGAUGAUGACGAUGAUGGUGGGUUGACACGCGAGCUUCGACUUCAAGCUAUGGAGAGUCUUAGGGUGUAUAGACCACGUCUUCUGGUCCAUGGAGCACCUGGCAUGGGCCAGUCUUAUCUUGGACCAGCUGCGCUGCACCAUCUGGAAGGUUUUCAUGUGCAGAGCUUAGACCUGGGUUCGUUACUAAGCGAUUCUACGCGUUCUGUGGAAGCUGCGAUUGUUCAGCUUCUCGUGGAGGCAAAGAGGAACAAGCCUUCAAUAAUCUUCAUCCCUUCUCUUGCCGGUUGGGCUGUUUCUAUAUCCGACGUGGCCCGGACGACCAUGCGAGAAAUGCUCGACUCCCUUUCCCCAACUGAUCCCAUCCUCUUGUUUGGCGUCAUGAACGGUGACUUCCAUCAUUUGCCACGAGACAUUCGAGAAUGGUUUGGCUACUCGCUAGAUGGGCGGAUAGCCUUAACUAAACCAACCGAGUCCCAGCGAUCAGAGUUCUUCAGUGAUGUUCUCAGUGAGGUGUCGAGACCGCCGAACGAGUUCCCAGAUGCUGUGAAACGGAGAAGAAGAAUUCUCGAGCACCUUCCUCCGGCACCUCCUCUACCACCCAGACAGCCAUCUGCCGCAGAGGUUGCGGCUCAGGCAGAGAAAGAUCGUCAGACUCUGGUCACAUUAACCGUUCGGUUAGGGCCUAUACUCUCUGAUCUGAAGAAGCGUUAUCGGCGUUUCGUUAGAACAGUUGAGGAAACUCAUGAGGCAGUGGCAACAGAGAGUGAGAGGCUCGCUCAAGGUGCAUCAGCCAAUCUUCCCUCUGUGAACCAAGAAUCACUGCAACCUAUCGACGUGGAAAUGUUGAACGGCCCGACACAAAUAGAUUCGACAAAUGAAAAGCAGCCCAACCCGACUGUUCCUCAUGUCAAUGGCAUCGUCAAUGGAGAUGCAAAAUCUUCAGAUGAACAACCACCUAUUUCCACUUCAGGGCCCGCCACCGACGUACCAGCCACCUCUUCCCCCCCGCAACCCUUGCCCAAGGUUUAUGACGUCGAUUUCGACAAAAUGCAUCAAAAGUUGUAUGACAAGGCAUACCUUACACCGGAUGAAUUCCUGCAAGAUUUAAGUCGCAUGGUGCACAACACCCGGAUACCACCAUGCAACCUCGAGCAUGCAUUCAAAGCACAUCAGAUGUACUCGGAAGCUGAAGCUGUCAUUUGGGAUGCCCAGUUUAAGCUCGAAUGUGAGCGAAUGGCGGCUAGGGACAAGGCUAGGCGGACAGCUACAAAAGCCCAAACCGUCAAGGAUACUCCACCUAAACCAACCCAAGAGGGCCAAAACGCAACUGGUGAAUCAUCGCUACCAGCUGCACAGGGCACUGGCGCUGCAGAAUUGCCCGCGACUGAGUCGAAUGAAGAUCCGAUGCGAUUGGAGCGAACGCUUAAACGUCCGCGCGUGGACAGUGAAAUUCUACAAGACGUGAGGGAAACUGCAUUUGAGGAGACCGGAAAUCGCUCGCCCGCCAAACGCGCUAAGCUAUCUUUAGAAGACCAGGAUGAGACGACAACCGUAGUGGACCUAGACACUGCCCGGUGCCCAAUCCCCACCGAGUCCGCGCCUACACGGCUGUCAGUCCAGUUCCUCGUAGAUUCUCAACCUUCCAAUAGUAUGCUCGUCGAUGCAACCAGUCUGGCGCAAAGACCAAGUCUACCUGCAACGAAUCUUCCAAUUGAAUCAGGUGCCCCCCCUACAACCUUCAACCCACCCCAGCCGUCCGACUUUCUUCAUCCUCCAACCCAACCCUUCGAGUCCAUCCCUAUUUCACUUACAGUCUCCCCUACUCCCGCUCGGACUCCUACGCCAACCCCGCAGUACCCUCCACUCGAAGUCAGUGAUACUGGUCUUCGGCAACUCCGUUUAGCUCUUACAGGUGAAACCUCGGACUUGACCAUCGAACAAUUGGAACAUUUACGAGCUAUGUGCUUGGACUGCGUCUGGCAGAGGCGAGGGGACUGGAAUCGAGAUGAAAUGAUCCGAGAAAUGCUGAACAUUAUUCGUAAUCUUGUCCGUGAAGUAACAAUCGACGAUCCUGGUUCACCAUAAAAGACUGUAAUAGCUCAUGAUCCCUACAAUAUUUCAUGCUUUCGAGUCCGCUGCAUUCCAUCUGCUGAUCACUGUUCACCACAGUUGAAUAUGGAAAUGCGCACAAAGGUCCUUAUAUCUCUUUCAAUUUCCGGUAGCAUGUAUCAGCUGUGCACUUCUAUAUACGAUUAUUUUGACUCAACAGGUGCAGUCAGUUGGGGCUGCAACUCUACAAA
Messenger RNA from Cantharellus anzutake, 4564 nucleotides. RefSeq lists its product as uncharacterized. The transcript has 12 exons. Gene Ontology annotation, biological process: positive regulation of transcription by RNA polymerase II. Gene Ontology annotation, cellular component: nucleus. The coding region runs from base 291 to 4349 and encodes 1352 amino acids. The record is from RefSeq and is a predicted model, not a curated record. Lineage: Eukaryota; Fungi; Basidiomycota; Agaricomycetes; Cantharellales; Hydnaceae. Gene Ontology annotation, molecular function: chromatin binding; histone binding; ATP hydrolysis activity.